ACGUGGUUCCCCUGCAGCCCGAGGUGAGCAGCUACCGGCGCGGGCGCAAGAAGCGCGUGCCCUACACCAAGGUGCAGCUGAAGGAGCUGGAGAAGGAGUACGCGGCUAGCAAGUUCAUCACAAAAGAGAAGCGCCGGCGCAUCUCUGCCACCACGAACCUCUCCGAGCGCCAGGUCACCAUCUGGUUCCAGAAUCGACGGGUUAAAGAGAAGAAGGUGGUCAGCAAAUCAAAAGCACCUCACCUCCACUCCACCUGA
Molecule: messenger RNA, 257 nt
Organism: Ochotona curzoniae (black-lipped pika)
Lineage: Eukaryota; Metazoa; Chordata; Mammalia; Lagomorpha; Ochotonidae
Product: homeobox protein Hox-C13-like
Exons: 1
Biological process (GO): regulation of transcription by RNA polymerase II
Molecular function (GO): RNA polymerase II cis-regulatory region sequence-specific DNA binding; DNA-binding transcription factor activity, RNA polymerase II-specific
Source: RefSeq, a predicted model, not a curated record